UUUUAUGUUAGAUAGUAAUCAAAUAAUGUUAACUUACGGUCAAGGUAAUGUGCUAUAAAUCACAAAUAGCGUGUUAGAUAUUUAUAAUAUCAAUAUUUAUAACUCCCUAUACUGUUAAGGUUUUUAUGUCUGUAUCUGAUGUUAUGGUCGAUUUAUUCGAUGCUGAAUCAGUAUAGAAUAGUAAUGAGAUUAUUUAUAUUGUUUGUUCAGUUAUUUAUACAAUGCAUUUUCAAAUAUUAUUUAUUAUUAUUUUUAAAUAUUUUAUUAAUUUAUCUUUUGCAACAAUAAGCACACACGUUAAAUGGGAUAAAUUACAGGGAGAUUUUGUUCCUAUAAACAACACUUCUGUUAGUCGAUUUGAAAAUCCAUUUCGUAAACGAUCGCAUCAACUAGAAAUUCACAAAUUUCAAGGCGAAUUAAUAAAACUUGCUUAUUAUGAGGAAAAAAAUCUUGUUGACUUUUAUGAUAGAGACUCAAAAGUUACUGGAAUCUGUGGAGAAAUAUGGAAUAUAUUAUCAGAAUAUUUAAACUUUACACUUUUGCCAGUUAAAAUUAAAGACAGUAAUUUUGGACGUAAAACAACGAAUGGUACUUACACUGGAUUAUUAGGAAUAUUACAAAGAAGAGAAGUGCAUGUCUUACCACGGGUUCAUUAUUAUUUGGCUCAUUGGAAUAUGAUGGACUAUACUGUUCCACUAUGGAAAAAUAGUGUACAUAUGUAUAACCGUCCAGAGUAUAAAUCCAACGAGUCGUGGAUUUUUCGAUUGUUCAGUUGGCGAGUAUGGCUAUUGUUGGCGACAAUGUUAAUUAUUUUCAGUGUACUCGGAACUUUAUCUGAAAAAAUAUUACCUGCACAAACUCAAAAAGAUUAUUUAAGACUACAGGAUUAUUUGUUCUACACAUUUGCUACAUUUUGUUCUCAAGGCUGGUUACCACAAGCUUUAGAAGAAAAAUCUAAGAUACUUGAAUUAUCAAAACGAAUAUUUUCAUGGUUUCUUCUUAUUACAAUUAGUUCUCAUCUGGUAUCUCAUAUGACAAACACUGCUAUGGAUCCACCAUUUAGUAACUUUGAAUCACUUCUCAACAGCACAAAUUAUCAGAUUUUAAUUCACAAUGGAUCAUUGUCUUCCGAAAGGAUCAAAAUGGAAGUUGCAGUUCACGGAAAAAAAUACUCGAGUCGUUUUCAUUACGUAGCUUCUAAAGAAAGAUUGACUCAACGAGCUUGCUGGAGUAAAAAAAAAUAUGCCAUUAUUGAAGCUGAUGACCGACAACAAGCUUCGGGUAUGAAAACUUGUUACUUAGUUAAAACUGGCAAGCCCCUUUUUUCAACUUGGACCACUAAUGGAAUCGUCAAAGGAUUUAAAUAUAAACGUUCUUUUGACAUAGGGAUUAUUAGAUUGCAUGAAUGUGGUCUCCUUGAUGGUCUGAUAGAUCGUUGGAUGCCAUAUAAAAUUACACAAUUGAAUGAUUAUGUUGGAUAUAGUAUUAAUUUUAAUCAUGUUUUCAUACUUUUUGUAAUAAUUUUCUUCGCCGGUAUAGUUUCUAUUAUUAUUUGUGUUAUUGAAAAUAUUAUAUUU
Molecule: messenger RNA, 1577 nt
Organism: Microplitis demolitor
Lineage: Eukaryota; Metazoa; Arthropoda; Insecta; Hymenoptera; Braconidae
Exons: 7
Cellular component (GO): membrane
Molecular function (GO): ligand-gated monoatomic ion channel activity
Source: RefSeq, a predicted model, not a curated record